This is a messenger RNA of Lagopus muta (rock ptarmigan), 1607 nucleotides long. It is a transcript of the gene STARD10, whose product is annotated as StAR related lipid transfer domain containing 10. The record is from RefSeq and is a predicted model, not a curated record. NCBI's taxonomy places the organism in Eukaryota, Metazoa, Chordata, Aves, Galliformes, Phasianidae. Gene Ontology annotation, molecular function: lipid binding; DNA binding.
CCCGUUGGCCGGGAUGGCGCUGGGUGCCGGGAUCCCUCCAUAAGCGCAGCAGCUUUGGGAUCCCCCCCCCUUCCUCCUCCCCGUUGCCGUUCAUCUCAUAAGGACCCCCCCCCCCCCCCUCUGUCCUCCUCCCAUCUCCGGGCCAUGUCGUAUCGCGACAGCGUGCAGAUUCCCGACGAUCGCGAUUUCGUCGCGUUCAGGGAGGAGUGCGAGUGCGAUCGGGAUUGGAAAGUGAGCUACAGCAAAGGGAGCGUCAGCGUGUGGGUGAGAGCCGGGGGGAGCGAGAGCUGCGUGCACAGCAUCAAGUGCAGGAUGGAGUGCAGGGAGGUGGCAGCAGCGACGCUGUACGACGUGCUGCACGACUCCGAGUACCGCAGCAGCUGGGACAGCAACGUCAUCGAGAGCUUCGACAUCGGCCGCCUGACCGCCAACGCUGACGUGGGCUACUAUGCGUGGAAAUGCCCCAAACCGCUGAAGAACCGCGACGUGGUGACACUGCGCUCAUGGCUGCACCUGGGGGACGACUUCAUCAUCAUCAACUACUCCGUCAAACACCCUAGGUUCCCCCCCAGGAAGGACAUGGUGAGGGCCGUGUCGCUGCGCACCGGGUAUCUGGUGAGGGGAACCGGGGAGCGGAGCUGCAGCAUCACCUACCUGGCACAGGUGGACCCCAAAGGUAACGGGGGGGAUGGGGGUGAUGGGGUUUGGUUCCAAAACCGCCGCGCCAAAUUCCGCAAACAGGAACGCGCCGCCAAUUCCAAAGCAGGCGGGGGAACAACCGGGACCCCCAACCCCAAAAACCGGAGCCCUCGCUGCUCCUCGGAGGACGACGACUCCAAAGAAUCCAACUGCAGCCCCACUCCCGACAGCACCGCCUCGCUGCCCCCCGCCAUGGCGCCCAGGGGGCAGCCUGAGCCCCAGCCCCGGCGCCGGGCAGGGCUUGGGGGGCGCGGGGCAGCCCCCGAAAGCGGGGGGUUGGCCGGGGGUGGGGGGGCGCAGGGGGGGGCGGCGGAGCUGCUGAAGGCCUGGCAGCCGGCCGAGGCCGUGCCCGGACCUUUCUCCGGAGUGCUGUCCUCCUUCCAUCGGAAACCCGGCGGCCUCAAAGCCAACCUCUUCUGAGCGGCCCCAAAACGCCCCGCCGGCACCCCGCAAACUGAUGGCUACGGGGCUCCCGCUGCGCCCCAAAAGUGACAGCGGCGCCCCCAAAGCCAGCCUCCAAAAAGGGCCGAGCUGCGACCCCACUGAGCUGCGACCCCAUUGAGCUCUGAUCCCAUUGAGUUCUGACCCUACUGAGCUCCGACCCCACUGAGCUCCAACCCCAUUGAGUUCUGACCCCAUUGAGCUCCGACCCCAUUGAGCUGCGACCCCAUUGAGUUAUGACCCCACUGAGCUCUGAUCCCACCGAGUUCUGACCCCAUUGAGCUGCGACCCCAUUGAGUUCCGACCCCACUGAGUUCUGACCCCAUAGAGCUCCAAUCCCAUAAAGCUCUGACCCCAUGGAGCCCUGACCCCACUGAGCUCCAACCCCAUUGAGCUCUGAUCCCACCGAGCUCUGACCCCACUGAGUUCCGACCCCACUGAGAUCCAACCCCAUUGAGUUCCGACCC